AUGUGGAAGGCCGGCCGGCAGGCAGGUAUCUCCCACACUUGGAGAGAAGGCAUAAGAAUCUACAGUUCACUUGUAAGAAAUCCUUCUUAUGAAAUUGUAUUUCUACUCUUCACAUACUAUAUGUUGACAUUAGAGCUAUCUAACCAGUUCUCAGGUAAUAUGCAUGUGUCACUAGCUGAGGCCCUGGAGGUUCGGGGUGGGCCACUGCAGGAAGAAGAAAUAUGGGCUGUAUUAAAUCAAAGUGCUGAGAGUCUACAAGAAUUAUUCAGAAAAGUGAGCAUAGCUGAUCCUGCUGCCCUUGGCUUCAUUAUUUCUCCAUGGUCGCUGCUGCUGCUGCCAUCUGGGAGUGUGUCCUUUACAGAUGAAAAUAUUUCCAAUCAGGAUCUCCGAGCAUUCACUGCACCAGAAGUUCUUCAAAAUCAAUCACUGACCUCUCUCUCAGAUGUUGAAAAGAUUCAUAUAUAUUCCCUUGGAAUGACAUUGUACUGGGGGGCUGACCAUGAAGUACCUCAGAGCCAACCUAUCAAGCUUGGAGAUCAUCUCAACAGCAUUUUACUUGGAAUGUGCGAGGAUGUAAUUUAUGCUCGGGUUUCUGUUCGAACUGUCCUGGAUGCUUGUAGUGCCCACAUUAGGAACAGCAAUUGUGCACCUUCAUUUUCCUAUGUGAAGCAGUUGGUAAAACUGGUUCUGGGAAAUCUCUCUGGGACGGAUCAGCUUUCCCGUAACAAUGAACCGAAGCCUGAUCGAAGCCAGGCUAUUCGAGACCGGUUGAGAGGAAAAGGAUUACCGACAGGAAGAAGCUCUACUUCUGAUGUACUAGACAUACACAAGUCUCCAUUCUCUCAUCAGACCUUUCUUAACAAAGGGCUUAGUAAAUCUAUGGGAUUUCUGUCCAUCAGAGACAGACAAGAGGAGAAAGAGUUUUUCAAGGACAUUUCAUCAGAUAAUAAUUCUGGACAUGAAGAUUCUGAAAAUACCUGCUCCCCUUACCAGUUUAAAACUAGUACAGACAAAAAAGUUACUUCAAGCACUGAUGGACUUCCCAAGAAGAAGAUUUGGGCUUCAUCCAUGGACUUGCUUUGCACAACUGACAGAGAUUCCUUUUCUGGAGAGACUGGCAGAUACCGACACUAUCUCCCCGAGGCAGUAACAACAAGGACUUCAACUGCUCCUAGAAAAAAGGAGGCAAGAUACUCAGAUGGAAGCAUAGCUUUGGAUAUCUUUGGUCCUCAGAAAAUGGAUUCAAUGUACUACACGCGAGAACUGCCCACCUCCUCAGCAAUAUCAAGUGCUUUGGACCGAAUCCGUGAGAGACAGAAGAAACUUCAGGUUCUGAGAAAAGCCAUGAAUGUGGAAGAACCAGUUCGAAGAUAUAAAACUUGCCACAAUGAUGUCUUUAGUACGUCCAGUGAAAGUCCAUCUAUAAUUUCCUCGGAAACAGAUUUCAGACAAGUGAGAAGAAGUGAAGCUUCAAAGAGAUUUGAAUCCAGUAGUGAUCUCCCAGGGGUAGAUGAAAUCCCAAACCAAGGCCAAUCACAAAGACCAAGACAAUAUGAAACACCCCUAGAAGGCAACUUGAUUAAUCAAGAGAUCAUGCUAAAACGGCAAGAAGAAGAAAUGAUGCAGCUGCAAGCCAGAAUGGCCUUGAGACAGUCUCGUUUAAGUCUGUUUCCUGGAGACACAAUCAAAGCUUCUAUGCUUGACAUCACCAGAGAUCCCUUAAGAGAAAUGGCCUUAGAAACAGCUAUGACCCAAAGAAAACUUAGGAAUUUCUUUGGCCCUGAGUUUGUGAAAAUGACAGUUGAGCCCUUUGUAUCUUUGGAUUUGCCACGAUCUAUCCUUACCAAGAAAGGGAAGAAUGAAGAUAGCCGAAGAAAAGUAAACAUAAUGCUUCUGAAUGGGCAAAGACUGGAACUGACUUGUGAUACCAAAACUAUAUGUAAAGAUGUAUUCGAUAUGGUUGUGGCCCAUAUUGGUUUAGUGGAACAUCAUCUGUUUGCUUUAGCUACUCUUAAAGAAAAUGAAUAUUUCUUCGUUGAUCCUGAUUUAAAAUUAACCAAAGUGGCCCCAGAAGGAUGGAAAGAAGAACCAAAGAAAAAAAGCAAAGCUGCUGUGAAUUUUACUAUGUUUUUCCGAAUUAAAUUUUUUAUGGAUGAUGCUAGUCUAAUCCAACAUGCGCUGACUUGUCAUCAGUAUUAUCUCCAGCUGCGCAAGGAUCUCCUGGAGGAGAGGAUCCACUGUGAUGAUGAGACUUCCGUAUUGCUAGCAUCCUUAGCACUCCAGGCCGAGUAUGGAGAUUAUCAGCCAGAGGUUUAUGGUGUGUCUUAUUUUAGACUGGAGCAUUACUUGCCUGCCAGGGUGAUGGAGAAACUGGAGCUAUCCUAUAUUAAACAAGAGUUACCGAAACUGCAUAAUACCUAUGUGGGAGCUUCUGAAAAAGAGACAGAGGUCGAAUUUUUAAAGGUUUGCCAAAGACUGACAGAAUAUGGAGUUCAUUUUCACCGGGUGCACCCAGAGAAAAAAUCGCAAACAGGAAUAUUGCUUGGUGUCUGUUCUAAAGGUGUCCUUGUGUUUGAGGUUCACAAUGGAGUUCGCACGUUGGUCCUUCGCUUUCCUUGGAGGGAAACCAAGAAGAUUUCUUUUUCUAAAAAGAAAAUCACAUUACAAAAUACAUCAGAUGGAAUAAAACACGCCUUCCAGACAGACAACAGUAAGGUUUGCCAAUAUCUGCUGCACCUCUGCUCCUCCCAGCAUAAGUUCCAGCUGCAGAUGAGAGCAAGACAGAACCACCAAGAUGCCCAAGAUAUUGAGAGAGCUUCGUUUAGGAGCCUGAAUCUCCAAGCAGAGUCUGUUAGAGGAUUUAAUAUGGGACGAGCAAUCAGCACUGGCAGUCUAGCCAGCAGCACAUUGAACAAACUGGCCGUUCGACCUUUGUCAGUUCAAGCUGAGAUUCUGAAGAGGCUAUCCUGCUCAGAGUUGUCGCUUUACCAGCCAUUUCAAAACGGUUCAAAAGAGAAGAGUGACAAAGCUUCCUGGGAGGAAAAGCCUAGAGGGAUGAGUAAAUCAUACCACGAUCUGAGUCAGGCCUCUCUCUAUCCUCAUCGGAAAAAUGUCAUUGUCAAUAUGGAUUCCCCACCACAAACCAUUGAGGAGUUGGUGGGAAAGCCCUUUCACCAGAUGGCGAGAUCUGACACUGAAUCUUUGGCAGGAUUCACAAAGCUUAAUAAUUCAAAGUCUGUUGCAAGUUUAAAUAGAAGUCCUGAAAGGAGGAAACAUGAAUCAGACUCAUCCAUUGAAGACCCUGGUCAAGUAUAUGGUAUAGGAAUGACUAUGCAUAGUUCUGGAAAUUCUUCAUCCCAAGUACCCUUAAAAGAAAAUGAUGUGCUACACAAGAGAUGGAGCAUUGUGUCCUCACCAGAAAGGGAGAUCACCUUGGUGAACCUGAAAAAAGAUGCAAAAUAUGGCUUAGGAUUUCAAGUUAUUGGUGGGGAGAAGAUGGGAAGACUGGAUCUAGGUGUAUUUAUCAGCUCAGUUACCCCUGGAGGACCAGCUGACUUGCAUGGAUGCUUGAAACCAGGGGACCGUUUGAUAUCUGUGAAUAGUGUGAGUCUGGAGGGGGUCAGCCACCAUGCUGCAACUGAAAUUUUGCAAAAUGCACCUGAAGAUGUGACACUUGUUAUUUCUCAGCCGAAAGAAAAAAUAUCCAAAGUGCCUUCUACUCCCGUGCAUCUUGCCAAUGGAAUGAAAAACUACAUGAAGAAACCUUCCUACCUACAAGACAAUGCUGUAGAUUCUUCUGUGGAUCGUAGCUGGCCACCUGGUACCCUGAGGCACGUUACAGACAGCUCAUGUGGGCCACCUGUGGGCCUACGGGAAGGAAGCCUGAGUUCUCAGGAUUCUAGAACCGAGAGUGCCAGCUUGUACCAGAGCCAGAUCAAUGGCUUCUUUGCCAGCCAUGGAGGUGACCGAACUUGGAAGGAGUCACAGCAUGGGAGCCCUUCUUCAUCUGUAAUAUCCAAAGCUUCUGAGAACAAGAGAAUUUCCGUUGACAAUAACCGAAGCAAAGCUAAAACACCAGGCAUUUUUGAUGUGACAGAUUACUCAGAUCGGGGUGAUUCAGACAUGGAUGAAGCUACUUAUUCGAGCAGUCAGGAUCAUCAAACAUCAAAAAAGGAACCCUCCUCCUCACUGAAUACAUCAAACAAAAUGAGUUUUAAAACUUUUUCUUCAUCACCUCCUAAACCUGGAGAUAUCUUUGAGGUUGAACUGGCUAAAAAUGAUAACAGCUUGGGGCUAAGUGUCACGGGAGGUGUAAAUACUAGUGUCAGACAUGGUGGCAUUUAUGUGAAGGCUGUUAUUCCCAAGGGAGCGGCUGAAUCUGAUGGUAGAAUACACAAAGGUGAUCGGGUCCUGUCUGUCAAUGGAGUUAGUCUAGAAGGGGCUACUCAUAAGCAAGCUGUGGAAACAUUGAGGAAUACAGGACAGGUGGUUCAUCUAUUGUUAGAAAAGGGACAAUCUCCAGCCUCCAAAGAACAUGUUCCUGUAACCCCACAGUGUACCCUUGUAGAAUCAGAUGUCCAAGGUCAAGUACAAGAAAAAAUGGUGACGAAAAUAACUCAUGUCAAAGACUACAGCUUUGUCACUGAAGAAAACACAUUUGAAGUAAAAUUAUUUAAGAAUAGCUCAGGCCUAGGAUUCAGUUUUUCACGAGAAGAUAAUCUCAUACCUGAGCAAAUGAACACCAGCAUAGUAAGGGUUAAAAAGCUGUUUCCAGGACAGCCAGCAGCAGAAAGUGGAAAAAUUGAUGUGGGAGAUGUUAUCUUGAAAGUGAAUGGAGCCUCUCUGAGAGGAUUAUCUCAGCAGGAAGUCAUAUCAGCUCUCCGGGGAACAUCUCCAGAAGUGUCCUUGAUUCUUUGCAGACCUCCACUGGGUGUGCUACCUGAAAUUGAUUCUGCUCUUCUGACUCCACUACACUCGCCUGCACAAGUCCUUCCAAACAGCAGUAAAGACCUUCCUCAACCAUCAUGUGUAGAGCAAGGCACCAGCUCAGAUGAAAAUGAAAUGUCUGACAAAAGCAAGAAACAAUGUAAAUCCCCAUCCAGAAGAGACAGCUACAGCGACAGCAGCGGGAGUGGAGAAGAUGACUUCGUGAAAGCCCCAGCAAAGAUGUCAAAUAGGAGCUGGAGUUCAGCUCUGCGUCAGACUCUAAACAAUAUGGUGUCACAGGCAGAGGGUCAACACGAAGCUUCCCAGAGUCAAGAAGAUGCCAUGUGUACCAUGUUUUACUAUCCUCAGGAAAUACCCAAUAAACCAGAACUGGAGCGCAGCAACCCUCCUUCCCCUCUACUACUGGAUGUGACUUCUAUGCAAAGCUGUCAAAACCAGCCGGAAUCUGCUGCCUCAAACUCAUUGGACAAAUGUCAUAUACCUGACAAUUCUGAGCCUAGUAGGCAAGAAGACUUGACAUCCUUGAAAACUGACUCAGAAAACCACCUUGAUGACUUUGAGCUGGAAGUGGAACUCCUCAUUACCCUAAUUAAAUCUGAAAAAGGAAGCCUGGGUUUUACAGUAACCAAAGGAAAUCAGAGUGUUGGUUGUUAUGUUCAUGAUGUCAUUCAGGACCCAGCCAAAAGUGAUGGAAGGCUAAAACCUGGGGACCGCCUCCUAAAGGUGAAUGAUACAGAUGUCACAAAUAUGACUCAUACAGAUGCAGUGAACCUGCUUCGAGCUGCUCCAAAGACUGUCCGAUUGGUGCUUGGGCGAGUUCUGGAUUUACCCAGGAUGCCAGUGUUGCCUCACUUGCUGCCUGAUAUUACAUUAACAUGCAACAAGGAGGAUUUGGGCUUUUCCUUAUCUGGAGGUCACAACAGCAUUCAUCAAGUGGUGUAUAUCAGUGAUAUCAACCCAAGGUCUGCUGCAGCCACUGAAGGAAAUCUCCAGCUACUAGACAUCAUUCAUUAUGUAAACGGAGUCAGCACACAAGGAUUGACUUUGGAGGAUGUGAAGAGAGCGUUACACUUAUCCCUUCCUUCGCUGGUGCUGAAAGCAACAAGAGAUGAACAUCCAGUAGUGCCCAAUGCGAAGAGGGCUGCCAAUUCAAGUCCAAAGCCACACAAGGCCAAUGGUUAUCACAGUGUGGAGCCAUGCAACAAGCCUGCCCUAACUCCUACUAGUUCUUUCUCCAAGGUUAAUGGGGAAGAAAUAAUUGAAGUUUUCAACCCUGAAGGAAAAUGCUCUAAUUACCAUUUAAAAAUAAAACUGCAUGCAAAUUAUUGUUUUCAAGAAUCUAAUGUACAAGAAGAUGACAUUUAUGAUGAUCCUCAAGAAGCUGAAGUUAUCCAGUCUUUGUUGGAUGUUGUGGAUGAGGAGGCCCAGAAUCUUUUAAAUAAACAUACUGUAGCAGGAGAUGCCUGUGUUCCAGAUAUUUUGAAGACCAAUGGGAAAUUAUCAGAGGAGAGAGCAGAGGAUACAGACUGUGAUGGUUCACCUUUACCUGAGGAUUUUUCUGAGUCCUCCAAAAUAAAUGGCUGUGAAGAAUAUUGUGAAGAAAAAGUACUAAGUGAAAAUUUCAUUCAGAGGUCACAAGAAAGGAAAGCUGAUGAGGAUGAAGUCACAUGGGGAAGUGUUGAAUUGCCAAUAGAGACAACAAACCAUGAAGAUUCUAAUAAAGAUCCUCCUUUUCUGACAAAUGAAGAACUUGCUGCCCUCCCCAUCAUCAAAGUGCUUCCUUCGGGUCAAUACACUGGUGCCAGGUUGAAAUCAGUUAUUCGAAUGUUGCGGGGCUUACUAGAUCAAGGAAUUCCUUCUAAGGAGCUAGAGAAUCUUCAAGAAUUAAAGCCUUUGGAUCAGUGUCUAAUUGGGCAAACUAAGGAAAAUAGAAGGAAGAACAGAUACAAAAAUAUUCUUCCCUAUGAUGCUACAAGAGUGCCUCUUGGUGUUGAAGGUGGGUAUAUCAAUGCCAGCUUCAUUAAGAUCCCAGUGGGGAAAGAAGAGUUUGUUUACAUUGCCUGCCAAGGACCUCUCCCAACAACUGUUGGAGACUUCUGGCAGAUGAUUUGGGAACAAAAAUCCUCAGUGAUAGCCAUGAUGACCCAGGAAGUAGAAGGAGAAAAAAUCAAAUGUCAGCGCUAUUGGCCUAACAUCCUGGGCAAAACAACAAUGGUCAGUGACAAGCUGCGCCUGGCUCUUGUAAGAAUGCAGCAGCUGAAGGGAUUUGUCGUGAGGGCCAUGACCCUAGAAGAUAUUCAGACGGGAGAGAUACGACAUAUUUCUCACCUGAAUUUUACUGCCUGGCCUGACCACGAUACGCCUUCCCAGCCAGAUGACCUGCUCACUUUUAUCUCUUAUAUGAGACACAUUCACAACUCAGGCCCAAUCAUCACUCACUGCAGUGCUGGCAUUGGACGUUCAGGGACCCUGAUAUGCAUAGAUGUGGUUCUAGAAUUAAUCAGUCAAGAUCUUGAAUUUGACAUCUCUGAUCUAGUGCGCUGCAUGCGACUGCAAAGACAUGGAAUGGUUCAAACUGAGGAUCAGUAUAUUUUCUGCUAUCAAGUUAUCCUUUACGUUCUGACACGUCUUCAGUCUGAAGAAGAACAGAAGGAGCAGCAGCCGCCUCUGAAAUGA
Molecule: messenger RNA, 7623 nt
Organism: Chrysochloris asiatica (Cape golden mole)
Lineage: Eukaryota; Metazoa; Chordata; Mammalia; Afrosoricida; Chrysochloridae
Gene: PTPN13
Product: protein tyrosine phosphatase, non-receptor type 13 (APO-1/CD95 (Fas)-associated phosphatase)
Exons: 48
Coding region: 1-7623 (2540 amino acids)
Biological process (GO): peptidyl-tyrosine dephosphorylation
Cellular component (GO): cytoskeleton; cytoplasm; nucleus
Molecular function (GO): phosphatidylinositol 3-kinase regulatory subunit binding; protein tyrosine phosphatase activity
Source: RefSeq, a predicted model, not a curated record